Musca domestica (house fly) is the source of this 7366-nucleotide messenger RNA. RefSeq names its product ecdysone receptor. Bases 2142 to 4673 code for a protein of 843 amino acids. NCBI's taxonomy places the organism in Eukaryota, Metazoa, Arthropoda, Insecta, Diptera, Muscidae. The transcript has 7 exons. Gene Ontology annotation, biological process: negative regulation of transcription by RNA polymerase II; ecdysone receptor signaling pathway; cell differentiation. The record is from RefSeq and is a predicted model, not a curated record. Gene Ontology annotation, molecular function: zinc ion binding; nuclear receptor activity; RNA polymerase II cis-regulatory region sequence-specific DNA binding. Gene Ontology annotation, cellular component: nucleus.
CUCUGCUUUUGCAACAACAUCAAACGCAAACUGCAUGCCUUAUAGUUCGUGGUGGCGUUGAUGCUCUGCGAAUGCAACUUUACUUUUGCGAUUUCAGUUUAGUUUGUCUCAGUCUCUCAGUCUUAAUUUAUUGUUACGGUCGAUAUUGUGAUGUGUGCGGGCGUCGUCGCCGUCGCUGAGAAAUAGAAGAAAAAAUUAUAGAAGAAAACACAAAAAAAGUAAAGUGUUACUUGAUUGAUAUUUUGCAAAAAGGAAAUCAGUCAACAAAAAGGAAAAAAAAACAUUAAACAAAUAGAUCUUUAAGUUAAAGAAGUGUGUGUGCCGCCGCCGUCGUCAUAGUGUUGUGGGUGACAAGAGAGCAAAUUUGAAAGAAGAAAUUCCAUUCGAAAAGUCAUUUCCUAAAAGAAAAUUUGCAGUGAUUUUGUUGUAAUUCAGAGCAGUGGAAAAAGAAUUGAGAUUUCUUUACAAGAAAGACGGCCGAAACGAAUAAAAAUAGAAAUACAAAAAACAAGAAAAAAAAUUGAAUGCAUGAAUAAAAGAAGAGAAACAACAACAACAACGACGACAACAAACAGCAAAGCAAAAAAACUUAAUGGUCGCGAAAAAAUUUGCACAAUUUUUUGUAUUGCAGCAGCGGAGCGAGAACUGAACGACAGCGGAGUGCGCCGCUGCUUGUCAAACAGUCUUUAUUGUUGGUGUUUUAUUUUCUCUCUUGACUUUGUUUUAAUUUCAUUUUCUGUGUGAGUUUAUCAAUUGCAAUUACAAGUAACAUCGAGAUAUGCUGUUUGGCGGUCUGUCUGUCUGCAGUGGAAAGCGAAAAUAAUAACAACAAUUGCAACACACGCAUUAUUAAUGUUUAAAAAGAAAUAAAACAAGCAGGCGUCUGUAUGAAUGUGCAUGCAGGGCUUAGACAAACGGCAACUGGAAGAAGAAGAAACCACAACAAUAAAAAAAUCCCUACCUCCCCCAGCAGAGAAUUGUCGACAACAAAACUCUCAACGUUGACUUCGCCAUAGGCCGCAAAGUGAGCAUCCAGCCCCAACAAAAAGUGUGUGUUUAUGUGAGAGAGCCUAUGUGUGUGUGUGUGCAUGAAAACGAAGCAGAGAAGUAAGUCAGAAAACAAAAAUAAUGUAAAACAAAUAAAUUAACAGCAACAAAAAAAUGCAAUGAAUGAAAAUGAGCCAUGAUUGUGGCAGAGCCCACAGAGAAGAGAACAAAGUGUAAAUAAAUGUCUGGCAGAGAGCGGGAGACGACGUCGUUCUCAGUGUUUUGUUUUGCAAAGCAACGGCGUUUGCCAAACUCCAUUCGUGGCGGCCAGCCCUAUUGGACUGCAGUGCUGUUUUCUUUUAAUUAAUAAACAUUGACAAUUUGAGGAAUUUAUGCUGCAAAAAUAGUAAAAUUAAUAUUGAAAAUAAUAAAAUUAUAAUCUAAUGGAAAUAUGGAAGCACUCUUUGUAUGUUAGUGUCCGCGGCAGCUGAAAUAUGAGUGUAGAAAACCCUUGCAUGGCAAUACUCUGCCAAUAGAAAAAAAAUGCAAUAAAAUAUCUAGCUAAGGAAUAAGUUAAUAAAGAAAUAACAAAAAAAAAAAACAAAGUGUUACUUACAGCUAUUUUGUAAGAAAAAAAAAAUAAAAACAAAUAGCUAAGUUUAAAUAGAAAUAUAAAAAAUUAUUAAAUUCUUUGCUGAUGACCCACAGCAGGUGUAUGUGCAACAACAAAUAGUUACAAAGUGCAAAAUACAGCCAGAACACCAGAAUCUUCUUAUUCUAAUAAAACUACACCAAACAGCAGCAGCAUCAUUCAUUUAUCACAUGUGAUAUUUCGUUCGUUCUUCCUCGUGCCGUUUUUUGUUUCUUUUUGCUAAAGCUGCUCUUCUGGACAAAUUGUAAAUAUUUUUGGUAUUUCUUUACCAAGACCCAAACCGAAUCAUCGUGGUACAGAACCAAACACCCUGCUGCCCAAGGCCAACACGCGGGGGGAUUGGCCGAGGAGAAACGGUGCCCCUGGAUGCGGCACCGUUUGAGCGAAAAAUGUAAAUCGAAGCAAAAAAUAUUUAUUUUCCCUGCCACACUUUUUUAAAUGUCGCCAAACGCAACAACAACAACAGCUAGAACAAGAUUUACGGGUCACCACAAAGUUUAGGAUGAAUUUGUCCUCAAUGAUGUACCGGCUAAAUCAUGCGCAAGGACAAAAGCUGUCGUUGCCGCCCAGCGAACAACAACAGCAGCAGCAACAACAACAAUCAUCAACGCCACAACAACAACAGCAGCAGCAGCAAGUCAUACCCAGUCAUAUUCUGUUGCAACAACAACUGGAUGCUGCCGCCAGUUCAGCUGCUGUGGCAGCCAGCAAUGCUGCCGCUGCUGCAGGAGGGGAUGCUGCCAAUGUUUUCAUAGCCAAUUUUGCUGGUGGCGCUGCAUCAACGCUGGAUGCAACGGCGGAAGCCGGUAACUCCAACCCAGUUCGCAAUUUGAUACACAUCCAACAGCAGCAUGCUGUCGCCGCAGCCGCUGCCGCCACACGCCAGCUAAACAACAAUGUAAGCAAUAUUGUCAUUAGUUCGGUAGACUCGCUCGCCAGUGCUUCCGUCGAAGAGAAAAUCAAGCUAUUAAAGACUGCCAUUAAAUCGGAACCCCUACAUGACAUUUCCAGCGCAACAACAACUGCAGCAGCAUUGGCGGCGGCGGGCAGCAGUAGCAAUCACAGCCAGGUCGCCAAUCUCAGCAGCGAUUGCAAGGAAGAGUUCAUAAGUCUGGCGGCCUGUUCGGCCCUGGCAAACAUUGCCCCCUCAACAGCAGCAGCACUCAAAUCGGGAACUUUGGCAUUGAAAACGGCAACGGGUAUUGCUGCUGUCAAUGCCAGCACAGUGGCGGGAUCUACACAAGUUACCAUAACGACCGCACCAAGCGUUGCUGGUGGUAGUUCAACAAGUAAUGUGGCGGCAGCUGCUGGUGGCUCUGCAGAUCCUUCCAAUGGCAGUUCAGCGGUUUUUCUGCCCUCAAAACGAGCCCGUUUGGAAUUAAGGGAAGAAUGGAUUUCCACACCUAGUCCCGGCAGUGUGCCCAGCACUGCACCUUUAAGUCCAUCUUCAGCCUCUCAAAAUCACAUUUAUGGCGCAAAUUUAUCGAAUGGAUACUCAUCGCCCAUGUCGGCGGGUAGUUAUGACCCGUUUUCACCAAAUGGGAAACAAGGACGAGAUGAUCUAUCGCCUUCAAGUAGUCUCAAUGGCUUCUCCACGAGUGAUGCUAGUGAUGUCAAGAAAAUCAAAAAAGGUCCUGCGCCCCGUCUGCAAGAAGAACUGUGCCUGGUCUGUGGUGACCGGGCAUCGGGUUAUCACUACAAUGCCCUCACCUGUGAGGGUUGUAAGGGCUUCUUCCGGCGGAGUGUUACCAAAAAUGCAGUCUAUUGCUGUAAAUUCGGCCAUGCCUGUGAAAUGGACAUGUACAUGCGACGCAAAUGUCAAGAGUGCCGCCUGAAAAAAUGUCUGACCGUUGGCAUGCGACCGGAAUGUGUAGUCCCAGAGAACCAGUGUGCAAUGAAACGGCGCGAAAAGAAGGCGCAAAAGGAAAAGGAUAAACUGCAGACGAGUAUUGGUGCCACAGAUGUCAUCAAAAAGGAGAUACUCGAUUUGAUGACCUGUGAACCGCCAACACAUCCCACAUGUCCGCUGUUACCUGAAGACAUUUUGGCAAAAUGUCAGGCUCGAAAUAUACCUCCUCUAACGUACAAUCAAUUGGCAGUUAUAUAUAAAUUAAUAUGGUAUCAAGAUGGCUAUGAACAGCCAUCCGAGGAAGAUCUCAAACGUAUAAUGAGUUCACCUGAUGAAAAUGAAAGUCAAACGGAUGUGAGUUUUCGUCAUAUAACUGAAAUCACUAUACUCACAGUACAAUUAAUUGUGGAAUUUGCCAAGGGUUUGCCAGCGUUUACCAAAAUACCACAAGAAGAUCAAAUUACUCUGUUAAAGGCCUGCUCAUCGGAAGUUAUGAUGUUGAGAAUGGCCCGUCGUUACGAUCACAGUUCAGAUUCGAUAUUCUUUGCCAAUAAUCGAUCGUACACCCGUGACUCGUACAAAAUGGCUGGCAUGGCUGACAAUAUUGAGGACUUGCUGCAUUUCUGUCGACAAAUGUACUCCAUGAAGGUGGACAAUGUCGAAUAUGCUUUACUCACUGCCAUUGUGAUCUUCUCCGAUCGGCCGGGUCUCGAAGAAGCCGAACUAGUCGAAGCGAUACAAAGUUACUACAUCGAUACACUCCGCAUUUACAUACUUAAUCGCCACUGUGGCGAUCCCAUGAGUCUCGUAUUCUUUGCAAAACUCUUAUCCAUAUUAACCGAACUGCGGACACUUGGAAAUCAGAAUGCAGAAAUGUGUUUCUCUCUCAAGCUGAAGAAUCGCAAACUGCCAAAAUUCCUGGAAGAGAUUUGGGACGUUCAUGCCAUUCCACCCUCGGUACAGUCGCAUCUGCAGGCGACACAGGCCGAAAAGGCGGCGCAAGAAUCGCUGGCACCCACCUCGGGUCUGGUGACAGCGAUACAACAGGCCACAACCUCCACGUCCAUCAAUACAGCGCUGGCCACCUCAUCCACAUCACCACCUGCCACAGCAGCUUCCACGCCAAAUGGCGGUGACUAUGGCACAGAUAUGAGUCUAUCAAUGAGUCAGUCGAACAGUGCAUAGCAAUAGCUGUUAAUACAUAACCAUGCGAUUGAUGGUGGUGAAGAUGGCGAUGACGACGACGACGAUGAUGGUGAUGUUGGAGGCAACAACAAUGGCGUAGAGGGAGUUACAGUUCUAGAGCAAGCAGAAGCAGUUAUUGCAUUUGGCGAUCAUAGUUUGCAAUAGAAGGCGUCGAGAAGACAUCCCAUAGAUUGGCAGUUCUUUUUUAGGUUUUCUUUUGAUUUUUCUUUGCAGCCACAUCAAAGUUAUGUUUUUAUUUUCAUAAAUUAAUUGUUGUUGAAGUUUUCUUAAAUCGUCGUUGAUCAAGCUAAUGAUGAUGAUGAUAAUAAUACACUUCCAUUGUUGAAAUUUGUUGAAAGGAAAGUUGGACUCGUGCAUGUCAAACUCUCAGCUUGUUUCUAGUCAGCAUACAUUACAGACAAAGAAGUAUAUUUAAAUCCUGGCAGUUCCCUUAUAUAAUAUGACAUUUAAUACCGCAUUUCCUUCUUGUAUGCUUUGAACUCUAUAUUAGACCUCCUUAUACUACCAACUGACAUUUUUAAAGCAUCCAUCAAUUAGACGAAUAUAUAUUUUGGUAUUAAUUUAUACAUAUGUAUGUAUAUACUACACAUUUUGUAUUUAAUUCUAAUAUUCCCUCUUGACCAUAUAAAGUUGACUAUUUACACAUUUUAUUAACUAAUCCAAACUUUUAGGACAAUUUUUUUUGGGGAUUAAGAAAAGAAUGGGUUUUUGACAUGAGUCCACCAGAACAUCUCUCAUUUGAUUUAGGAAAACCUUCAACAAUUAUGACAAAGAAAAUACAAAAUUAUUAAAAUAAAAAAAAAUUAAACACUCACACAUACAAAACAAAAAACCUGAGAGUAAAGAUUGUUAAACAAAAUAUGUUUAUUAUUAUUAUUACUUAUACCAUAGUAUUUAGGUUGAGCGAUAAUGUUAAUAACUUCAAAGUAUGAUGUAAAAAGCCCAUAACAAUAACAAAACAAAAUCAAAUUUAUAUUUAAUAAUAAAAAGUCUAUUAUAUACAAUUUGGUAUAUAUGAAGAUGAUGAUGAUGAUGCAAAACAAAAAGCAAAAGAGAAAGAAAUGAACUUUGUUUACAACUUCCUCCCAGACCUGCUGACCUGAAAAACUAUUUCCCCUCCCCCUCAAAACAGUCCCGGUGAACUAGAAACACACAAGAAAACAAAAUUAAUAAUAUAUUUAUAUAUGUAGACAUACAUAAAAAUGGAAAUUAACCAUAAAAUACAUUCUUACAAACUUUGGCUUUUCUUUUUUACGUUUCUUAAGAUUUUAUCUAAAUAAACAAAAUAAAAAAACAAAGAAAACAAAAAAUAACUAUUAAAAAAUCAUCAACAACUACUAUUAUAUAUGGAUAUAUAAAAAAAGGAAAACAAUAAUGUUAUAAAUAACAUAUAAUAAUUAAUAUUAUAAAACAAAAAUACUUUUUUUAAUUUUUAUGGAUAAAAAUACGAAAACUAAAAAAAAAACAAAAACAAACUUGGACUGAUUUCUCACAUUUUUAGAUCUACGAGUUACACAAUAAGAAACCAUGAAAUGGAAACAAAAAAUAUUCAUUUUUUAGAAUUCCCUCCCUUGAAAAUUUUAUAAAUUUUAUAUAGACAAACAAACAAACACAACCACAAUGAAAACUUCAUACAUAUUUGGCGGCAAUUAUAAAAACAUAAAUAUAUAAUUUUUUAUACGAAAUCUAAGAAAAAGUAAAACAAAACAAACAAAAAAACCAACAACAAAGUGAUAGUAAGUUAUUAUGUUUUGCUUUCUUUAGUUGUAACAAAUUAAAAAAAAAAUAACAUAACGGCAAAAACAUUUUUUUACAUUUUUUGGAAAAAGACUUUGAAUCUUUGUUUUAAGUAUGCAAAUCUAUAUUUAUAGUUUUAUUUUAAUUAUCGAUAAUUUUUUUUAUAUUCAUUACCACAUAAGCCCAAAAUAAUUUUGGCAUUUCUUGGCAAUUUACUUUUUUCCAAAAAAGAUUUCCAAGCAUGGCCUUAUUUUUUAUGAAAAAAAAUGCAAAAAAACACACAAAAUUUACAAGAAUUUUUUUAUAAAUAAUUUACACAAAUUAAUUACUUUAAGCAAAAUUUUUUUCUAAAACAUAAUUUUUUAACAAAAUUGUUUAGAACAAUUUCCUUAUAAGCUUUUGUUUUUCUAAUUUUUAAAGAUACUUUUAUCAUUAUUAUUAUUUUUUUUAAAUAUAAUUAUUAUGUAUUAUUAAUAGUUUGCUUUGCUCUUAUAUAAGUGAAAUAAAUUAUUUCCGAUUUCAAAAUUGUGCAAUUGUUUUUAUUUAAAAUAUAAAACUACUGAAAAAACUGUAUAAAAAAGAAAUAAAAACACAUAUAUUUAAUAAUAAUUUAAAUAAUGAAAAAAAAAAUAACAAUAAAAAUUAAGCAGAAAAAAAUUACAUACGAAUAUUAAUAAUUUAAGAUAAUAUGAUUUCUGUUUUAUUUUCUUUUUUUCCUUCUUUAUUUUCGUUUCUCAUAAUUUAAACAAAACAAAACUGCAUUGUAUAUUAAGAAGAAAAACAAAAUACAUACCCACAACAAACACACACACACCCAUAAUCUACAUGAUAAUACUAAUAAAUAUAAAUGGAAAAAUAUCCUAUGUAAAAUAUUGAAUAAAACAAACAAAAAAUUAAAUAAAAACAAACUUGUCAAACAAAUAAAUACAUUGAAA